AAUCUUCCAAUGCCUUCGCUGUCCCGACGUCGAGAAGAGUCCAGAAAAGCGCCUAUUAAGCCGCUGGAACCGGGCAUGAUGAUGAGUGACACCCAUGUCUUGGACAGAAUUAACAAAGAGAUGGAAAGUCUGACAUCAAGAAGUCGAACUGGUCACAAUAGAUCUCCAGAAGAUGCUGCAACGAGUUCAAAAAGUACACCAUCAGCGAGGAUUCCUAAGCGUGAUGCUCCCGUGGACUACGCUCAGGUUCUAUUUUCCAACGCACCUGUCAUAAAGAGAACGCCACCUACGGUGGAGAAAAAGAGAAAUCUCGUCAUAUCCAGCGGCUUGGUGACAGAUAACCCUAACCAGCUGGUUUUCUCCAAGGCUCAUUCGUCUAGAUUGGGAAUGUUUUUGGAAAAAGUCAGCGACAAACAUAGAAAGCUCAUGAGCGAACACGAUUGCGACUCUGAAGUAGCAUCACCUUUAUAUGAGGAGUCGGAUCAUAGCGGAGCUCGUUCACCUUUUGGCGUCCCGCAAUAUGCCAGACAACCAUCGCUAAAAUAUGCGCCACAAAAACGGCCGUUGCCCACAUCGAGCAUGGAUUCGUAUCUUGGAUCUCCGGUGCAGAUGACAGCAUUUCUUCGUCGGGUGCUUGUACCUCAGCGUCCGCUCACCCGCUUCUUUUGUACACCUUCAACGUCAGCUGUAGAUGAGAGGUACGAUUCCCUAUUGCGUGAAGCAUUUUCAAAUACUGAAACUUUGCCUGAACAUUGGGGUCUCCAAGCUGCAAGAGGGACGUCGUCGCAUGAUUUUAUGGUUGUUCACCCUAAGGUCCGAUGGGGUUCAUCCUCAGCUUCAAAAUUAAAAGAUCCACAGCGGCAGCUAGACGAAGCUGUCACGUUAGUGAACACAUUGCCAGGAUUCCGAGUUGUAGAGUAA
Messenger RNA from Strongylus vulgaris, 921 nucleotides. Lineage: Eukaryota; Metazoa; Nematoda; Chromadorea; Rhabditida; Strongylidae. The record is from the annotation of a GenBank genome assembly.